This is a messenger RNA of Malassezia vespertilionis, 867 nucleotides long. RefSeq lists its product as uncharacterized. The coding region runs from base 1 to 867 and encodes 288 amino acids. NCBI's taxonomy places the organism in Eukaryota, Fungi, Basidiomycota, Malasseziomycetes, Malasseziales, Malasseziaceae. The record is from RefSeq and is a predicted model, not a curated record. The transcript has a single exon.
AUGUCCUCAUUCAAGGUGCGCCUACGUGUGCCGGGACCGCGAAUCGCGGGGGACGGGGAGCGAUCCGAGGCGGGUGAGCCGGUGCCGGGUGCGCCCCAAGAGUCCGACGCCCCGGCGACGCCCGCAAGUGGUACAGAGUACUCCUCGUCUCCCCCGGAGAAGAGCGCAAAAAAACUUGCAAAGCCACGCAAGACCAGCGGCCCGCCGAGCACCAUCUCUUCCGUCGCUGCAAACCUGUCACUGGAGGAGAUCGAUGCGUUGCCGAGCGCCAAGCGGCGCAAGAGCCUCAAGACCCGCGGCGCGCCAGGGCCGGGCCGCGGCUGGCGCAAAGGCCUCUCGAAAGGGCAGAAGCCCGUGUACCGCUUGCCGGGCGAUGUAUCCACCGCAGAUCUGCCGCACGAUAGUGAAUUUAUGGCGGUGCAUUCCACCACGCCAGCAUCUUUUGCGCAUAUGGACGUGCCGGGCACGCGGAAGAAAGGCGCGAGCAAAGGGCUGUCGGCAAAGGGUAUGGAGCGCGCGCCGCUGCCGAGCAGCCGCAUGCGCGUCUCGCCAAACUCACCCGACGCCACCUUCAAGUACCCACGCAUCCCCGAUCUCCGGGACCAGAUGCCGCUGCUGCCGCUGCCGCACAUUCCCAACUUUAUACCGCCGCUCACGCCGCUCCAGCGCACGAUUACCAAGCCGCGGCACUGGCGAACAGGCACGCGUGAAAUUCUCAGUUUGGGGGGGCGUGCAUGGCGUGCGCCCACAUGGCUGAGCGAGCCGCGCGCCAAGGACGAGGCGCAGGCAGACGCGCAGGCAGACGCGGACGAGGGGGACGAAGAGGCGUCUCUGCCCUCGUCAGACGCGGAUGCUGUAGAGGCGUGA